AUGUGGAAGAUUUCACGUAUUUUUAUUGUUGUAUUAUCAACACUUAUUACUUUUGUUUCAUUGAUUAUACUGGGUGUUACUAUUUUUGCUAUUGUUCAUUACAAACAAAAAUAUACUUUUGUUCCAUGGAAUAUAAUGAUCAUGACAACACUAACUGGAAUUACUGGAGCAGUUUCAUUAAUCACUGGGAUAGUUGGUAUUCUUGGAGGUGCAUUGCAACGAAAGGCAAUUGUUAUGGUGACUGUAGUGUUAUUAAUAUUUGCAACUACUAUUGUGACAUUUAUUGGGUUGUAUUCAUUUUCUGGUGUUGUUUAUACUGAUAAAACUUUGAAGAAAGGAUGGUCUAAGAUGGAUGAAGAAGAAAUUCCUCAAUUUGAAGAAGUUUGGGAGUGCCAUGAUUUCAGUCUAGCAACAGUAAACACUACUACUCUUAAUACUACAGCUGAGUCAAGUUCAAAUUCUUUACCGUUCUGUGUUGAUGUAUUAAGAACACCAUUUAAACGAUAUAGUGGAAUGAUGAUUGGAUUUAGUUCUAUUGUUUAUCUUCUUCUUGUUGCAAUGCAAAUUGUAGUAAGUUUCCAUGUUGUUAAAGGAGAUAAAUCAAAAGAAGGAUUUUCACCUAUUGGAAAUGAUAAUAAAGAGUAA
Messenger RNA from Entamoeba dispar SAW760, 645 nucleotides. RefSeq lists its product as uncharacterized. The coding region runs from base 1 to 645 and encodes 214 amino acids. The transcript is spliced from 3 exons. NCBI's taxonomy places the organism in Eukaryota, Evosea, Mastigamoebida, Endamoebidae. The record is from RefSeq and is a predicted model, not a curated record.